This is a messenger RNA of Mauremys reevesii (Reeves's turtle), 1717 nucleotides long. RefSeq lists its product as uncharacterized. The transcript has 9 exons. NCBI's taxonomy places the organism in Eukaryota, Metazoa, Chordata, Testudines, Geoemydidae. The record is from RefSeq and is a predicted model, not a curated record. Bases 94 to 1380 code for a protein of 428 amino acids.
CCAGCUGUGAACGUCUUUGAGGAGCUGGCGGCCUUCUCGGGGGGCUACUUCGUGCUGACGUCGAAGGCCCAGCUCGCGGGGGUGCUGGGGGUCAUGGAGCUGGCCCUCAACGCGGCCCCCGUCACGGUGACCCGGGCCCGGCUGCUCGGCUCCCGCUUCCCCUUCCCCGUGGACGACGCCCUGAGCGAGAUCUCGGUGUCCGUGCGCAGCCUGGCCGGCAGCGGCUUCGCCGUCUCCCUCCUGCAGCCCUCGGGCGAGCCGCCGGCCGGCGUGGAGUCGGUGAUCGACACGGCCCUGCACAAGGUGCUGAAGCUGCGGCGGGUGGAGGCCGUGGGGAGCUGGACGGUGGCGCUGACCCCCAGCGGCAGCUACGAGGUGGAGAUCGGGGGCAAGAGCCUGCUGGACGGGACCCUGCAGAUCCUGGAGCAACGCCAGGACCUGCUGCUGCCCAUCCAGGGCCGGCCCGUGCGAGGGGCGAAUUACACCGUCUCGGCCCGGCUGCUGGGGGAGGCCGGCGGCGCCCGGCUGCUCCGGCUCCUGGCCCUGGACGGCACCGGCGGCCUGGUGGGCACCGCGCCGCUGAACCAGAGCACGGACGCCAGCGGGAACCUGCUGGCACUGGCGCCCAUCAGCUUCCAGCUGCCGGCCACGGUGCUGGGCGUGGAGGGGCUGACGGGCGCCGGGUUCCCCUUCACCCGCCUCCGCCCCGACCCCCUGGCCACCGAGUCGGUGCAGGUCCGGGCCCUGGACGGGCAGAACGGCACGCUGCUGCCGGGCGCGGUGACACGGCUGGCGGUGCUGGUUGUGAACGACGGGGCCGAGGCCACGUUCACCUUCUCGGUGACCGACGAGCUGGGGCUGCUGCAAGGAUACGACCCCCCCGGGGGGCACCUGGGGCCCGGCGCCAGCGUCGUCCUCAGCGGGACCUUCGCCGCCCCCGCCAGCCACGCCGGCUUCUCGUCCAGCAUCGCGACGUUUAUGGCACAAAGUUCGUCAGCUCAUAAUUACGUGAAAAUCCCCAUCACGGUGGUGCCAGAAGAGGCCGUGGUGACGGACGAGAACCCACCGACCCACCGGCUGCUGGAGCUCUCCAUGCCCUGCGUGGGCAGCAUCCAGCACGACCCCGACUGCGCCCGGCACGUCUGGACCAUGAGAUUUCACGCGGUCGAUGCCGAGAGUCCGGUCACGGUCCGGGUCGGCGCCAACCCCUCCGGCCUGAGCUGCCGCCCGCGGAGCCCCAGCGCGGACGAGGGCCUCGUGUGUGACUAUCGCUGGACGUGCUGCUCCCCGUACGUGGAGGUGCUGGUCAGUGAUGGGAACGGAAACACAGACGCCUUCACUGUGGACUAUCGGACACCAGGCCCCAGCAGAGCACGGUGAGUGGGGGUCCUGUGCUCACCCCACGGCUCAGCAGGGGAGGGGAACCCCCAGUUCCCGCCGAGCGACCCAAGUGGUCCCCUGUAAAUGGCACCGAUGCACCAACGGGUCUUCGGGGGCUUUAAGCUUUCAAUAAACGCAGGCGCCCAGCAGGUCGAGACGUCUCUGAUCAUUUCAUUGCCCGGAGCCCUGAGGGGCUGGGUGGGGACCCCUGGGCCGGCACUGGGACGCGGCUCCACUGCGGGGGCGCGAGGGGGCAGGGUAUAGGGGGAUCCCUUGCUAAGCACCGAGACCCAGCCCUGCUCUGGGGGGGAACAGUGGCUGGUUACCCGGGGACCCC